AUGAUUCCGUUGAUGCAUACCGUCACGUCGAAUGAAUUAAAUGAGAUUUCGAUUUUCAGAUGCUCGUUCGUAACCACAGACUCUUCGUUGGCGAAAAUGGUGCAAGAUACUCGACUUCAGAUGAGAAUGAGAGCAGAAAACUGCAGGAAAGGAGUUUCCAUUACUCCUCUCCCACCACCUGUCGGAUACAAUCAGAGAGUGGGCUUUAACCCGUCGUCUUCAAGGAGUGGGUACGGAAACGAUGAACCGACGUCGUCACCCGGUGGAUACGGCAACGAGAUCGACCAAGGCGGAGUGACCAGCGCGAUUACGAUUCAGAUAAUUGGUGAAUCAAUACUGCAGCUGAACAAUGAAGCACACGAUUCCGAACCACCACCAGAAGAGGACGUUGGUAUGAUAAGCAAUCCAGUCCCUAAUCGCGAAGAAUUUUCAAGAGCAAUUUCCACAAAAGAAGGCGUCCUGGUAGUGAAUGUGCAUCAAGCCGAGCCACCUAAACAUAUCGGUCCUCAAACUGUGGAAUCUCAUGAAAAAGCAUUCGAGCACGCAAUGAAAAAUACGAACGAAUACAAGGCAAAAAUGGUCGAAGUGAAAACUGGCGAUACCGCUCGCGAGGCAUUGAAUAGCCUCCUGCGAGCUGGACAGGCCGCUGACGGUGAGAAACCUGUCGCUGUAGUGUCGUCCGGACCGAUCAUUUCUGGCGGAAUUGCACCGGCAAAUCCUAAAGCAUCCGGAUCUAUGCGGCCUUUGCAAACGAUCACUGACGAUGAUGAUGAGGAACAUGGAGAGAUUGUCACGUCUGUUCCAGUAAUCUUUGUCGGCAAUCAAAAUAAGGUAUCUUGA
Cooperia oncophora is the source of this 840-nucleotide messenger RNA. Lineage: Eukaryota; Metazoa; Nematoda; Chromadorea; Rhabditida; Trichostrongylidae. The record is from the annotation of a GenBank genome assembly.